AUGGAAAAUAAUCAAUAUCUCAAUCAAAUGUUGACUCGCGACAUUAACUUCAUUUUAGAAUACCAACUAAGACUAGUGAAUGUGGCAUUCGGUAAGACGGCAACGCAAAGUAGUGAUUGGUCAGCAUCUUUCCCGGCAAGCAAUGCUGUGGAUGGUAAUACCGCCACAAACUGGGGUAGUGGUAGCUGUACCAGUACUACGAAUGAACAAGGUGCCUGGUGGAAAGUUGAUCUCGGGGCAAACUACCUUGUGUAUGAAGUGAUUGUUACUAAUCGCCAAGACUGCUGUGAAACGCGUAUUGUGAAUUCUGAAAUCCGUGUCGGUUUGUCAGAAGAUAUUUCCCAGAAUACUCAAUGUGGUGAAAAAAUAACUGUAAGCCAAACCAGUCAGGCUAACAUUGAUUUCCAAUGUAGCAGUCCAAUAGUUGGGCGUUAUGUUAGUAUGCAACUUGUAGAAAGAUCUGACUUACUAAACUUUUGUGAAAUGCAGGUCAUGGUAGAAGAAUCCCAACUAGAGCUAACGAAUGUGGCAAUUGGUAAGACAGCAACGCAAAGUAGUGAUUGGUCAGCAUCUUUCCCGGCAAGCAAUGCUGUGGAUGGUAAUACCAACACAAACUGGGGUAGUGGUAGCUGUACCAGUACUCAGGGAGAAGAAGGUGCCUGGUGGAAAGUGGAUCUUGGUGCAAACUACCUUGUGUAUGUAGUAAUUGUUACUAAUCGCCAAGACUGCUGUGAAACUCGCAUUGUGAAUUCAGAGAUCCGAGUCGGUUUGUCAGAAGAUAUUUCGCAAAAUACUCAAUGUGGUGAUAUAAUAACUGAAAGCCAGACCAGUCAGGCUAACAUAUAUUUCCAAUGUAUCAGUCCAAUAUUUGGGCGUUAUGUUAGUAUGCAACUUGUCGAAGGAUCUGAACUCCUCAACUUCUGUGAAAUGCGGGUCAUUGCAGAAGAAUUAUAGAUAUUGAAAUACAAACAACUGUGGAGCAAAGAUCACAUUUGAUGUCAGCUAAACAAGCG
Molecule: messenger RNA, 1013 nt
Organism: Saccoglossus kowalevskii
Lineage: Eukaryota; Metazoa; Hemichordata; Enteropneusta; Harrimaniidae
Source: RefSeq, a predicted model, not a curated record